AGGAAGGUCUCCUCCACCUCCCGCUACCCACUUCGGCCAUACCACCCAAAAUAGAGAGAGAGCCUCCAACAUCUCAUAUCCAUGUCCAAAACCGAGCUCAAGAUUUGAGGAGACUCAAGGAAGAAGAAAAGCUAGUAUAAGUGAGGAAAAACUUGGAAAAUCAAGAAGUGUAAAAUGAGGGUUUGGAAGGUUAAGUUCAACCAUGAACGGAGUUAUGACCGGAGUAGGACCGGUUCGACGGAAAACACCUUCUCGGAAGGUUUUGAUGUUUAUACCACUUUUGGUUGUGAAACCUUGUUAGGAAUUUUACCAAGGUAUUCUAUACUUCUCAAGGAACCUAGGAGUGGCCGGAAAGUCUCCGGAGCCGCCGGAGUUUUCGCCAGAAAAUUCAAAAGUCGCCAGAGUUCAAACAAAGAAGAUAAAAGCUUGCUAGCAUCAUUUCAAGAUGAGUGGAUGACUACGUGUCUUGUAACUCUUGGUUCGAAAUGUGGGAUUACCUAAAUAAAAUCAUAACCAUGAUUUGAGAAAUGAUUAAAUGUAUUAAAAUGCAUGAUUAGUCAUGGUGAUUAUAUGUGGCUAAUGAAAAAAAAUAGAUUAAUUUAUUAAUUAAUCAUGAAUAUAUUUUUCUCAAAUAUAUAAGAAGUAUAUUUGGAUUAUGCAUGAAACCAACUAGAGUAAUCUAGUACAUGAAUAUAUGAAAAGAUAUGUGAAGUUGUGAUUAGCCAUAUUAAAUAUGGAUUAUGGAAGUAUUAUAUAAUUAAUAAAAAUAGAUUAAUU
This is a messenger RNA of Cuscuta epithymum, 777 nucleotides long. NCBI's taxonomy places the organism in Eukaryota, Viridiplantae, Streptophyta, Magnoliopsida, Solanales, Convolvulaceae. The record is from the annotation of a GenBank genome assembly.